AAUGAAUCUGAACUGUUAGAAACAUUUACUGUAUUAUUCACAAUGAGUUUUACCCGUCGAGUCAGAAUAAAUCAGAAUGACGCCUGUUUUUAAAAGUGUGCAGGCGUUUUUGCUUUGCCAUUUUUUUCUUUUACAGUGAUAUACAGUGAUUAUUUAGUGCAUGUGUGCACGUGCAUGUACAUGUGUAUCAGUUGUGCAUUCAUUCAUUUCAUUCAAUUUUAAAAGAGCAUGCAUUUAAGAAAAGUGUUAUGUAUAAAAUUAAAAUAACAGUCUGGUGCAAAGCAUUCUGGGAACCAAAAUCUAAAGGAAAAAAGUGUUAGUAUAUAAAUAUUAGUUAUAGUUAUAUUAGUUAUAUAAACCUAAAAUACCAAAUAAAAGAUAUGAAGUAUUAAAUUUUUAUAUUGGUAAAAUGUAGGCCUAAAUAAUACAAAUAAGACACAAUAAUAUAUUUAUUCUUUUUAAUUAUUAAAAAUAUGUACAUAUCAUGUCAUUUCUAACUGGUUUGACUAUUUGUAUUUUAGAAGUAUUUUCUAUAUGUUUGACAGUGCUAUCAAUUAAUGUUAUAAAGUUUGUAAAAGUGUAGCAUUGGGUGUAACUAUAGUUACUAAGUAAUUAGUUACUGUAAUUGAUUAGUUACUUUUUCCUUGAAAAAAUAAAUUAAGGGAUUAGUGGCUGGACACUUAUGUGAAAAAGCCAAGUUUCCAUUAGAAUCAAUUGAAAACAUGCGCCGGCCGCAGGCGUAAAAGCUUUGGUGUGUCCAGCCCCUUACUCUUUUUCCCAGUAAUUUAAUUACAGUAACUUCUGAGGUAACUGUGUAUGGACUGUAGAUCAAUGAUAUAUAAUAAAGUAGUGACUGUGGUUUUACAGCAGUCUACCGCAAAUUUAAAACAUACAGUAAAUCACUGUAAAUUAAAUGUUAAUACCCUUAAUCCAAUGCAUAUUACAGUAAUGAACUGGAAAAGAAAAUGAUGGUAUUUUACUGGGCAUUUUGCGGUAAGUAACUGUAGAAAUUACAGUUAAGUCUAACAGAGUUGUUACUAAGUAAUUAGUUACUGUAAUUGAAUAGUUACUUUUUCCAUGAAAAAGUAAAUUAAGGGAUUACUCUUUUUACCAGUAAUUAAAUUACAGUAACUUCUUAGGUAACUGUGUAUGGACUGUAGAUCAAUGAUAUAUAAUACAGUAGUGGUUACUAUAAAAAGUAAAGUCUAAGGUUAAAAUGCAUGUUUUUUAUGUAUCCUUCUCACUUUGAAUACUUUGGUGAGUUAAUAAGAAUAACGGUAAUGUAGUUUACAAUUCUCACUAUAAACUGGUUGGUUAUUAGCAUUAAUAUUACUGAGAUAUUGGCUGUUUAUUAAUACUUAAAAAGCACAUAUUAUUGUUUGAUUCUGCAAAAACCUUAAUCUACAUCCUUAAUUAUACCUAAUUCCUACAAAUACUUAAACUUAACAAAUGCUUCACUAAGUAUCAAUAAGCAGUAAUUAUGGGUAUAUUAAAGCAACACUAAAGAGUUAUUGCUCUUUGCUCCCCCUACAGGUUAGAUGCGUAAUUGUUCAUUAGCACUGUCGUAAACACUGCAGCAUAGCUGGCUCUGAUUGGAUUGUAGGUCUGCUUUUGUAAGUUUGUAAGUUUUUGUAGUUUUCACUCGAACUACAGGACCACUACCCGACAUUGGAAACUUCUUUAGUGCGGUUUUGGCCGAUAGAGGGCUGCAAAGCGAAUGUGAAAGUGCCAUUCACCCUGUUUUGAGUGGAUGAACCACUGAAACUUUUUUGGAAACGUUAUUUUAAGAGUUUGUCAAAUCAGGAGUCAGGUGUGAGAGACAACUGGAAGACUGGGAAGUCUGAGGAUUUCCAGCAGAGGGAAUUUCGGCCCCUGACACCUUUGUCUGAUUUCUUUGAAGAUUCACAGAGUUCAGUCACAGCCGAGAUCCAUCAGACUUCCUCGGCUGUGCAGUGUAUGACCCCACCAUACAGCCCUCGCUGUGAUCAGGAGUCGGCAGAGGUCGCCUCCAACAGUCCCAUCCAAGAGCCAAGAUCUCAAGCUAUCAGUGUAAUCCGCCACACCUCAGAAGCAUCAUCCCCCAUAAACUAUUUCUGCCCUGCUGAAACUUCAGACAUCAAGUGUUCAUCUGGUAACAAACACAUUUCUUUUAACAACCCUCACUGUCAAUCUAAAGGCCCACAUGGCAAUGACUCAAACCCUAAGCCUCUCAGCUCCGAUGUGUCUCCAGCCCCCCGGCCGGUGUCUGGUGUUCCUUCUGAAAGUGUGCCAUCGAUCUCAGUGUUCCAGAUGAUUCCUUUAACACCCAGCUCCAUGGUUCCCAUCCCUCCGCAGUGCCUUGCUAAUUCGGCAAACGUUUGCCAAGCGUCAGUGGUUUUUGUGGCUGCUCAGAUGCCCAAAGGUUCAGUGAUGGUCGUUGUGCCACAGCCAGUCACACCUACACAAACCUAUCUGGCACAUUCAUCAGGUUUGAAGUUUCCUGCUAUUGCUCCAGCUCCAGGCCACAACUCAUCCUCAAACAGCGCCGUCUCCAAAGCAGCUCCAUCACGGACUCGCGACCACGUCUGCUCUCACCCGGACUGUGGGAAAACGUACUUCAAAAGCUCACACCUAAAAGCACACCUGAGAACCCAUACAGGUGAAAAGCCAUUUCAUUGUAGCUGGGAAGGUUGCAUGAGGCGUUUCACCAGAUCUGAUGAACUCUCACGUCAUCGACGCACACAUACAGGAGAGAAGCGUUUCGCCUGCCUCAUCUGCCACAGUCGCUUUAUGCGAAGCGAUCACCUUACCAAGCACGCCAGUCGCCAUCUCACUGCCAGGAGAACAUCAAUGUGGCAGAAAGAUAUCAACAGUCUUAACAUCACCACUGUCUCUCGCAAUCUACAACCUUUGGCCCCCAAGACUCUGAGCUGACAAAGAUGGAGGUGGAUCGGGGGCGAAUUUUUCUAGAAAGCCAUUUAUUCAGGAAUUAUUUUUAAUAUUUAAAAAUGGUUGGAUGGAGAACACAGAAGUCUUAAGACAUUUUUUUUUAUUUGAUCUGUUUAAAACUUCACAUGCAAACUUAAAAAACGCAAAAGACAAAAGAAAGACAUAGUGCAAUGACCAAUGGUCUGAUGUGUGUUUACAUAUGAGUGAACACAAGGACAACUCCUUUGUGACCUUCAGACCACAAAACUACAAACAAACUGGCAUCACAAGCUAGCGAAACAUGGGUAACACUUUACAAUAAGCUUCAUUAGUUAACAUUAUUUAAUGUAUUAACUAACAUGAACAAACCAUGAGCAAUACAUUUGUUAAAGUAUUUAUUAAUCUUUGUUAAAGGU
Molecule: messenger RNA, 3323 nt
Organism: Paramisgurnus dabryanus
Lineage: Eukaryota; Metazoa; Chordata; Actinopteri; Cypriniformes; Cobitidae
Gene: klf10
Product: Kruppel like factor 10
Biological process (GO): regulation of transcription by RNA polymerase II
Molecular function (GO): DNA-binding transcription factor activity, RNA polymerase II-specific; RNA polymerase II cis-regulatory region sequence-specific DNA binding
Source: RefSeq, a predicted model, not a curated record